CCCAAUUUGCAUCUGGCAGCACUGAGUAAUUGUGAUACCAAAUAAAUAUCUGGCCAGGAUCGGGGACCAAAACCCGGGAAAAAGGAGCAACAGGACCGCCUAAAGAAGCAUGACACCGCCACCGACGACAGCGCAGAACGUACCGCAGCCGCAACAGUUCGAGAACACCUCGCUGCCGCCGCCGCCACCACCGCCAACGGGGCAAAACAUAGCGCCGUCGGGCGCGUUUCCUGGUUCACUUACACCCGGCUGGAAUGAUCCGCCGCCAGUGUCGGCAGACGCUUUCACCAGCAACGCGGGCAGCCGACGCCCACGUCUCGAUCUCCGCAAGCGCGUGGCCCAUCCGCUGGACGGACAGCCCGGCUACGUGGCGGCACCAGCAGAGAUAGCCUCACCCCGACCAGUGGCCAUGGUGCCGCCCCAACGUCAGAUGCCGUAUCCAGAUGCCAAAGGCGGCUCAGGUGCAGCAGCAGAUGCGGGUCCAGGAGCGGGAUUGGCCAAUAUGCGACUGCCACCGUUGGCGCAGGAUAUAAGCGUCGAUCCGUCCAGAGUGCCUGUGGCCAGGGUUACGCCACGGCAGAAGUAGCAGACAGACGAGGCGAGGCGAGGCAAGGCAAGACGUUGCGUGUUUAUCACGUCCAUAGGUUAAGGUACUCCACUCCAAAUUGCUGUGUUCCGGGCGGGGGGCAAGAAAAUCAAUAUUUUUCUAUGUAAAUCCACUUAAGGCAUUAAAAUACCAUAUAAAAUGAAAGGGCCGGGUAAAAUGAGCCCCUAAAUCCUGCAA
Molecule: messenger RNA, 784 nt
Organism: Drosophila kikkawai
Lineage: Eukaryota; Metazoa; Arthropoda; Insecta; Diptera; Drosophilidae
Product: steroid receptor RNA activator 1
Source: RefSeq, a predicted model, not a curated record